This is a messenger RNA of Spirometra erinaceieuropaei, 11386 nucleotides long. The record is from the annotation of a GenBank genome assembly. Lineage: Eukaryota; Metazoa; Platyhelminthes; Cestoda; Diphyllobothriidea; Diphyllobothriidae.
AUGUCCCCGCCCAGCGCUAAGCGCCAAAAAAUUGGAUCAGAAGAUGGUCGCCCAUGUGAGGGCGAUCAACUUUCUGAAUGCGAAGUUGGAAUUUCGUCAUAUGUGUCAGUAGAACAGCGUGGGUUUUCGGGGUCAUUAAAGGGAAGGUUAGAUAUUUCUACUUUCGUACUCACGCUAAUUAGGUGGGAAGACUUCGUUGUACAUGAAAUCGAAAUCCCUCAUCAGAUUUGCAAGCUCACAUCGAUCAUUCCGAUCGAUUGCCAGAAUGGAGUAUCCGUAGGGCAAACUGUAGAUUUUUCUGACCUAGUCCAUAGAACGCGCAUGAGCCCCCCGAAGAUAUGAUUUUGCCUAUUGAGAUUGAUGAGGUCCUCAAAGAAAUAGACCGGGAAACAAUGUUUGAGGCCUCUUUUCCGGUAAAAACCAAGUCCACCAACAUUUUUAGGCUUCUGACGACAAAGGGGAACGCGAACGCUUUCAUAAAGCCAUACGACAUAAUUAUCCGUCUUUAGUCAGUCGUACUGCCGAUGUGGAUAAUAAUCGUUUUGUUAUCGUAACAAAGGCCAGUAGUGCUAAGGGUUUGUUAAAAGUCUUCUAACCCUCUUAGGACAAAAAGUGUGGGAGCGAGUUUCGAAGGUUUACGACCCGCCAAAGGAAACACCAUAUUGCCACUUUACGCUGUAUAAAGAAGGGAAAGAUACCAUAAAUGCCCUACACAUCAUUGGACGGAUGCUGAAGUUUAACUAAUGCCGUUUUCUAACUCUCAGAAUUAACUCCAAUACUUUUAGUUACGCGGGAACGAAGGACAAAAGGGCAAUAACAACCCAGAGAGUCUCCGUUAAAAAGUAAGCUUUUUCUCUAUGCGUUUACUUUCUUCUAAAUUGAAAUCUUUCAGCUUGCGCAUAUAUAGGGGUCCCUGAGAACUUUAUUGCCCGAUUUCAUUUUCACUUUUUAAGCCAGCCUGAAAUUGCUUGCAAGGUCAGGGUAUCCCGCCGUCUAACUAGUGCCACUCAGGGGUGCAACGUUGCUUUCAACACAGCUCGUCUUGUCAGUUUACGUUGCCGUAGUAUGGGAGGAUUCGAUUGACUCCGUUCGAGUUCUAGUUUUAUCUCGUUCUCUGCACUCUUGUGCAUAGUGCUUUUACCGCGCUAGCUCGUGAAUGUUACCGAAUUGCAUUGAGUUUGCCGUUUCCCGCCUGCAACGGAGUGCUUAUUUACGUCUCAGUUCGAUGAAGGUCUUGAUAUCACAACUUCCAUCCACUUUAUUUAUACGCCCAAGCCUAGCUUAAUUAUGACCGGCACAUGUUACGUUAAUUCGGCCGUCGCAAACGACGAUGUUCACCGCGUGGUAUGGUGGUGGUGACUUGCGCAUAAGUUGGUAUAUAGUCAAAGUAAACUUACGCCGCAUCUGCCGCUUUCUAUUGUCCCCGGUGGCAAGGCAGAGUAAGAAAGACCAGAGGCGGGAACGGGUACAGUGGCUGACAAAUCCCGCUUACGUGCCCCGCACACGCCCGGCUCCUACACGAUUAACCAGGUUUUAGCAGAAAUCUGAAGUUGUCUUUCCGGAUCUCAUCGGAGUGAGAGUGCUAUAUGCACCACAUUGAGAAGAAGCCAUUGUAUUCUGACUCUCCGCCCUGAGAAGGUCGAGUUAUCCCCUCAGUUGGUAGCUUUCAAGGCCACCACUUUUAGCGCAGCGUGAUAGUUCCCAAGCCCGUCAAAGUGUUCAGUAAAAAAUGUUAUGAAAUGUCAUGGGGCUCUUGGCGUGAUAUUUGUUGUGAGAGGCGCUGGCUUCACAGCACUAUUAGCUCGUGCCGUGCUCUUAUCUGGCUUCCGUCUUUUUUCAGCGCAUCCACCCAUAGGAGCCCUAACUGAUACAUAUUCACUGUUAUGGUCACCACUCUCGAAUUUGUUUGGUGCCCUCCAUACUACAAUGUACCUUUUUCGUUUUAGCAUAUCAUCCAAGAGACUUGCAUCCCUAAACCCUCGCCUUAAUGGCAUUAAGGUUGGAAACUUUGCGUACCUCCCUUACUCUAUCGCUCUUGGCGAUCUGUAUGGAAAUCGCUUUUCGGUCGCUAUAAGGUGAGUUAUUUAAACCAUUUAACGAAACAUACAGUCGAGAUUACCUUCGUCUCACUUUACGGUUUCCUCUAACUUGUUUGAUACGCACCCAUCCUGCUUGCUGUAGACUGGGCAGGUAACUUGACCCAACUGUGAUUAAACUCGCGUCUUCGGGUGGGGCCUCGUAGAUCAGGUAGCUGGAGCGUUGGCUGUACUAAAGCCUUCCCCUUGUUGCCGUUAUUUCGAAUCUCACCAAGGCGCCGAAAUUUUCACAGUUGGGCAAAUAGGAGUUAUUCAAAAUAUUGAAAACAUCUAUGAAUUAUUAAUAUAGUCGUCUUUUGCUUACUGCCCGAAUAUUCAUCCGCAGACUUGACUUGCGCGACCUCGCUACCCGGCAACCGGCCUUCACAUUUCCCCUUGUUAGCAUUCUGGGAAUGACUGUACCGCUAUUAUUGUCGAAGACAACCGUGCGCACUGAUUUUCAGUUUUUGCUGUAGACCUUGCUUCAACCCUUCCUCAACCCAUUCCUAGGGACCUCCGAUCGUGAACUAGGCGGGACUUUUUCUUUGACUCUAUAAUCCCCUCCUUUUUGAGGGAUGCUUGAACUAUCUUGGUUCUGUUAGCGCAGGUUCCCGAUUUGUCUGAAUAAUUUGCUGUGUGCAUGAACCACUAUAAACACUGUGGGGAAGGACUCUGAUUUUCUGUGCAGAGGCUACGGUGUUCUUGUAUGCUCAUUAUCAAUAUCCAUCAGAAUAUCUUCUGAUUUGUUAGUUUUUCUUUGUCUCAAAGCCUAUAUGUCUAGUUUCGACAAGGUACUGCCUCAGGAGUUUCAUUUUAUUUCAGGAUUGUCAUCAUCAUGCUUUGCGCAGUCACCCUUUCAACUCCCGUUGAUAUCGCGCCACGUUCGAAAUGUUGGCACUUGUACAUCGCAGCCCUUGGCUGACUGAUAGUUCGUUUUUACCUUGUGUCCUGACAAAGGACACAGUAAACUAUCGUUACCCUACCAGACUGAGGUGCUGAUGACGCCACAAAAGAUUAACAAAAAUUUUUUUGGCCCGUGCUCUAUCGGGUUGGUUGUUCAUGCUACUUUCGGUUACUCCCUACAUGCUAUUCAGUGUUCGUUUUUACCCUGCAGGGACGUGGUCGCGGAUGACGGCGUCAUCCAUCGAGCCAUCAUGGAAUGGCAAAAACGGGGCUUCAUAAACUAUUUUGGACUGCAGAGAUUUGGGCAUUCGGCACAUGCGCAAACUUUCGAGAUUGGAAAGCAAGUUUCAGAACAAUCAUUUAAACCUAAUGUAUAUGGUAAAUCGUUGUCCGGUCUUGCAGGUUUUAGUAUACUUCUGAGUCUUCGAAGAUAACGUCAAACUCCAUCCAAGGCUCUUAAUUUUUUUAUCUAUGAAACCUGCAUUUAGGAUUCCUCCACCUCCUCUAAAUGCAACCUUUCGUGCUUGCUCUUUGUAAGCAAACAAAACGCCCCUUUUUCGAACAACGUUAACAUUUCGAUGGAAUUGUUAGUCGAUAUCGUCAUAAAAUCUCGGGACCUCCCGUCCACAUUAAGUCUUGACAUGCUUAUAUAAUUAGGUUUUGUUGCAUAAGCAGUCUAGACCAGAGGAAGCGUAAUGAGCAACAAACAGCAAUUAAGGGUAGUCAUACCCCCAGUCAGUGUUAACUGAAACCCGCUUUCGUUUAGGAAGGAUCACUCAAGUGGGGUUGUGAUACUCAUUACUGUGCGGCAUAAUCCUGGGGUAUUUGAUUCACGCCAGGAUGUUGGCUUUUGAAUGCGCUUCCUUUCAGUCGCCUGCGAAAGCCGCAAUAAGUAGGAGAUGACACCCGAGGUUGUGUGCGUUUUUUCUAUUGAUUUCCGAUGCCCUUAUAAAUUCGAAUGUAAUUUAUGGAUGACAUGCGCAGAGAUAUUCCUAUACUCAUUUGAUAGGUAAUCGCUUCUUCAAAUUUUAUAUUGGAAGAUGGGAUAUCUUUCGGUUUUUAGAAAGUUUUGAUGUGAUUUUUAAGACUGUGCGCUGCCUUUUCAAAUAGUAUGGUGUCUGCUUUUAAUGCUUCUCAUGAAGUAUGCAACAUAGGCACAUCCAUUACGAAAUUUUAAGCUCUAUAUGAUGCUUUAUUAAUGACAUAGGGAAAUUCAUUAUCUUUCUCACACGGAAAGUUUAUUUUAUUUAGAUAUCUUAUCAAGUCAGAUUGGGAGAAAGCCAUCGACCUCAUUUUGAAGCCGACCCCAUUAGGUAGGUCGCAUUGGCAAGUAAUUCUGAGGUUUUCAUGCUUUCGAAUUACCCCUCCGUGUUACCAAAUUAACGUGCCCUAAGAAUUAACACAGCACAAGUAAAGAGUUAUUGAGAUUUUUCGAGGGCUGUGGCUAUGUGGAUACGAAUUGCGACCCCGUGCGCAUGUAUUCUUCUCCUGACAUUCUACUGUGUUAUGCAUUCUUACCUGUUCGAUAUUAAACGAUUAUUCGGCACCUUGUAAUGGAGCCCACAUUGUUCAUAUGUACUGUAAUUAAGUCCAAGUCCCUUUCUUUCAAGUAAGCAGGCCAAUUCGGUAAACGGACCCCAAUCAACUCACCAAAGAAGCGUUGUAAGAUACCGAUAGUUAGCGUGCGCCAAUAACAAAUCUGCCUUUAAGUUGGCACGCUGGUUCCUGUUGAACCACUAUUUUCUGGACUUACGCGUCUCUUGACGUCCUCCGGCAUUUAUACCGAGAGAUGGAUGCAAGCCUUUUAACGAUACAGCGCAAUGCCGGUAUGUCUAAUCUAUGCUGUGUUUUUUUUGACAGAUCUGCCUGCAGUGAGGCAGGUAAAGGAGAAAUAUCUGGAGACACAGGCCGCUAAAGCUUGCGGGGACAAUAUGCCGCAAUGCCUUGAGAAGACGCUUCUGCUGGGCAUUGCACGUUAUGGAAAGACCCUGGCCGCCAUCCAAACGGCAAGCAUACCAAGCAUUUUCAUUAGUUUAUUUUUCUUCUUUGAAUUCAACUACUUUGAUGACACCGCACUCCUGCCGGUGGUCACGCAGUACUUUUCGGUGACAUUGAGCUGGCUGUCUGGUAUCGUUUUAAAACUGACUCUUAGAUAAGGAUUCCGCAACCAACCCAUGUUUUUGUUUCCAGCUUCCACGAAAUAUGCGCCAGCUGUACACUCAUAGCUAUCAAAGUCUGGUGUGGAACCGAGUCACCAGCCGGCGGAUUAGCGAACUUGGGUUGAAGUCGGAUGGCAAGGCCAUCGCCGGGGACCUCUUCUUUCCGCCCCUGGAAUCCACGCAAAAAGGUAGGAACAUAUUGGAAACCUCAAGUUCUCAUGCCGUACUCAUCCUUACAUCUUCGGCGCAGUGUUCUGAUUUGAUUCUUAUAAGUUAAUUGGUAUUUGGCUUGAUGUGACUCUUGGCGGGUCGUCGUUUUUAAUACAUAGUCUCGGCCUGAGGAUCAAAAUAAUGUGCAGAUGCCUUCAAGAGGGGAAUGGAGAAGCGCAGAAUUCCUGCAAGGCUGGAUAUUUAAUAACUCUAUUUGAUUCCUCCCGAACAACCUUCCCUUCCUCAAUCGUUACGCAUACGAGCAUGUCAAAAGAGCUCAGAUAGGCGCCGUAAUCUUCGGAUUCGUUAACAGUAGGCUCUUAUCCUUGACUGUCACGAACACCAGUAUUGACUCAAUGACACCGAAGGUGAUGAGUUUCUGCCUUCGAUUUUACCGCUUUUGUUGCUUUUCGAGGAAAAUUGAAAAACAACAUCUGCCUCUUCAUUUUGUCUUCGCGCGAACAUCCGAUGAUGAAGUAAGGACCAGUCUGAACAGCAAGCCUGUCAACACCCAUUUGCCGCAUCCGGCGUCAUGCGGGCGAGUUUGUGUUGAAACAUUCGUUACGAACGUCAGAAAUCACUGUAGUGGUCCGGAGAGUCUCUUUACUGAACUCGCUACGAAAUGUAUAGUGUUGUUGACUAAAUGACAAAAAAACCAAAAGUGCUGCCUUUUUGUUAUUUUUACAGGUGAGCGCAAAAGCUCGUGAAAAGCAUAGUUUUCUCAAGGGUAUCUUUUGUUUGUGGAGUUGCUUACUCGAUAACGUCUAUUUCUGUGUCAGCCGGGCUGCGUGAUGCGGUGACAAGCUUCUCGAGCUGCCUUCCUCCAGAGCAGAAGUUCAUUUUCCGAUCCCCUAAAUUCACUUUCUUCUACCGCUAAGGUCGAAAAAGUUCAGCCGCCAAGGCGUCUGUGCUGUACUCCCCUCGUUCCUUACCUUGAUGGAGAAUUACUGUGCCUCAAGGAACUGAGGUCCUGGCCGAGUUCAGUUUCACUUUCGAAUGCCUUAACCACCGAUGUCCUAUGGUUGUGCAAACUUGUGCAACGUCCUGAUUUUUGGUUAGACUUAGCAAUUCAUUUCGAAGGCGAACUUUUACACUUUAGGGCCAUGGUUAAUUUAAAGGCCGUUAAGUGACCCCAGUGAUUUCGAGACAAGAUAUGCGAGUGACGAUGAGAAAUUGUAUAUCCAAGACUGUCAUAAAACAAAGUUGUAAAAAGUAUUGCGAAUAAGAACAAAUGAAACGUGGCUGCCUCUUUCCGACUUUAUUCCUGUCAUAUGCCAGAUGUGCUCGUUUAUUCCAUGUAGAGCCUCGAGGUCUUUUAUAUUGACUGGUCCACUCGCAGCUAUUCACACCGUCAAAUUUGCGUGCGUUACCGGUUUUAGGUUGGUUUAUUCACUGACAGUGAACCAAACCCUUGACAGAGCAAAUAAAUCUGUGGCAACUUUUAUCCGUUGCCACUUCAGAGCUCGUCUACGCUGUUAGAACAUGUUCCGAAGCAAAUUUUAUGCCACACAUGAUGCUUGCGAAAGCUGCGUAGACAUUGCAGCCCAAUGUAUUUCACUGCUGCACCUUUUCUUAUGAACGCUGAUAACUUCUGAAGAGAUUGUCAUUUACCCCUUCCCUUCCAGGAAAACUUUUACCUAACUAUUAUAAGAACUUUCUUGCACCUCGAAAUAAAUAGCUGAUUCCUCAGGGCCUCAAACUGUGCCGACCGUCUUAGUUCUUCAUUCCAAACUGCUACAAUUUUCGGAACCAACACUCAUGUGUAGGAACAUCCAGGAUUGUAAGGUGGCACGACACCCGUGCACCAUCGCGUUUCUUGUUUCUGUAAAUAGUUUGAUCAUGGACUCUUGAUAUUUGCGUCUUGUUUGCCCCCAACUAAUGAAUGCGUGGGCAAUCUAAAGCUUCUGGAUGAGUAUUUCGGUGGGAUAGGCAGUAGGUAGUUUGCGCAUCACAAUGUGCUGUAGUAUUCAUGCACUGGGGUCCGAUUAUGUUCUUUCAUGUUCCAUGCCACCAAUAUAUGCGAUUUUGAUUAUAAUUACUGCGGCCCAAUUCUUUAAGAGUCGAUAAUGCAAUCGAUUUAUGUCUCUCUCCUGUUCCAGUGCCUUGGGAGCAAUAUCGUAAGUACGGUUAAGAACACGCAUAAGCCACAGUAAAGCAUUUGACAGACGGGUUUUGUGAUUGUUGCCCUCUUUCCAGGUCUUCGGUCCGUCGACUCGGCUUCCGAGCUCGUUUAUGAAGAUGCUGUCAAGGAAUCGUCUAGACCAGAAGAAUUUAGACUGAAGAAACCUACGGUCGCUCCGUCCAUACCGUCUGUGGUCAGUUCUUCGUCUGACGGUGAUCUGCCUUCAAUCUAUCAGGUUGUCCUGCCUCUUCCGGGCUACGACGUUAUUUAUCCUCAGAAUGAAGGUUCGUUAGCCUCUUUUGCGCCAAACGCCAACAAGCGUCUUGUUUUCACAGUAUCUCCUAUUUUUGUGUGUUUGUGUGUUUUCUCUCGCAGCUGGAAAGUGGUACUCAGAGAUUCUGGAGGAAGAUACGUUGAAGCUGGAGGACUUGCGACACAAAGUAAAGUGAGUUAACUUUCUAGGGGUGUACCACCUUUACCUACGGCCUUGACAGGUGUUCAUUUACGCAGUCUAAGUGGUGUGUGUAGAUGUGUACCCAGGUCUGUCGAAGAUAAACAACUCUUGACCGAUCACGCUGGCCACACCUAGGAACACCCCGCUCCUUCUGCGUUUGCGUGCAAGCCUGACUUCUGCUGCUCUGUACGCCCGCAUGCGUGAAAAUAUUACUAUCUUUGUGGGUUGGUUUUCACUGUGAUGUUUCUUCUUCCCAUAUAUUUAGGGAUUUUGCAUUGCCUGGAUCCUACCGUCACCUGGUGGUGAAACCAGAGGACGUACAUUACACCAUUAGGGAGUACACAGAUCCCCUGGCUCCGCUCAUUGAGAGCGACUUGAAGAAUUUAUCCAGUACACCGCCGUCUCCCAAUCACUCUACCCCUGUGGAAUUGUCUGGCAAGUUUCAGAUUGAUUACUAUCUUGAAAAAGGAAUUUUCGGAACUGCACCCUAGGGUUUGCUCGUAUGUUCCUAAGUGAAUGAUGUUAAAUAGUGCGCCGCCGGUAAACAAUCUUUAACAUUUUGACAGUCAUCCCCGGUACAUUGUCGUGCAAACAGCGACACAUGGAUUUAUUCGUGAUAUUGCUAAUGAUCUGUCUGAGUAAUCACAGUACAUGAAGGCUUUUUCGACCUCCCUAGGAUAUCGUUCAGACUUAAGUUCAAACUGUCGAACAAACACGCAUUUUAGCCGAAACUUCUUACUCAGUCUCUGUCACAGAUAAUUAAAAUGGACAUCUGCAAAAUCCAAUGAGCGAACAAGUAGCGAUGGCAAAUACUUAACUUUCGGAUGGAAACUGUAACCGCAGACCAAAGCAGGUAGAGAUAGGGUGACAGGAGCGCUGGUGGGCCUAAUUGUUUUAUUAAGGUAUCCUAAAAUCCUAGUUGUACACGUUAGCAAGAAAAAUCAGAGGCGGCCUAUUGUGCAUCCUAUGUAUACCCAUUCGCGCUUUUAUACUCAAGAGAAAGACAGAAGCCGUGGCGCCAGUGAAACGUUAUAAUCGGUUAACCACCGGUAACGCAUGCCGAGAGUUGGCUGCGAAGACCGGUGUGCACGCGAGGGAAAUCGGUGUCCUGUCAUUUAAAUUAUGCCCAGAACUAUCCCUGCGGCCGCAAACUUCAAAAAAGUCAUCUGACACUGGAAUAUGCAUAGAGCUCGAGCAUUCAUCUUUGAUAGCAAGCGAAUUCUGAAAGUUCGAUAACUGUGCUUUAGUAGCAAAAAUGUUUAACCGACCAAAGGCCACCUUAGCGACCCUUAAGAUAGAAAUGUAUGUGCUCUGCAAAACCGAACUUAUUGGGCCAAGUACUUGGAUAUCGGACAAGAACCAGAUGCUAUCCUCACGGGCGCCAAAAACGCCGGGUUCCUGAUUUUGACGCUGUCGUCCCCGCUCUGCAUUUUGGACAUUUUCAUAUUUUUGCUCCGUACAUUCCCUUACAGAAAGUUACUUUUGCUAUUUAUUCGUAAUGCCACCACAUUUAAGCCCCGAGUAUCACAUGGGAUCCGUAUUUGAAUUUGCAUUUAUUUCCACCUUUCAAGGAGAAUCUGUUGACCACGACAAGAAAGAGCAGGGUAAGCACGCUUCUAUUUCCUUCUCGGUGUAGGCUUUUGAAUUUCACUUUUUAAGUUAUUGGGAGUUUCUGUCUCCGCAAUUAAUAAGGACACCUGCUGUCAGACUAAAUAGUUAGUCGUUUUUGCGGCUUCCUAAUGUUGGUUUCAAGUCACCUACUACAACGAGUUCCGGGGAUCCUCUUUGACUUCGUUUUUAGUAAUUUUCAUCCGCAUACCCGAGACGUCACUUUUCCUUGAUUCGCAUAGUUUAGUGGACGUUCAAUUGUGAGACAGGAUCUUUGCCUACCCUUCCGCUGUUGUUUACUUUCACCUGAAAACAUUUACGACAAAAAUCCGCCGAGCGGUCUGGCGGAUCGUAAUGCAUCAUCCAAACCCCUCUGUCAUUGAGAACCUAGGCGAAUUUAUGGAAAACAAAAGACGUCUGCACAUCAUUCGUCAUGUUAUAAGCCCUAAUAAUUACGCCAAUUCGGGAGAUGUCCUAGAAAUACUUACAGCGUCUAACAACGCGCCUAUAUAAAUGCCUAAAUUACUGCAAUUUGGUCAGUACUUCAGUAAGAAAGAGAUUAGCAAAAUUGCAGGUGAGUCCUUCAAUUGAACUCAAGACGUCAGGUUUACGAGCGACCUUUGUCCCAAAUAACAAAAAAACGUCCCGUACGUAGUCCUUUAGUAGUGAGUUUGUGCAGUCCUAGCGUACGUUGAUGGGUUUAUGGAGAUUAACGUGGAUGGGGUGCCGAUUGAUCUGGUUAUGGUACGGCACAUUUUUUCCGUUGUGCCUUGAAGAUCUGGUGUAGAGCCCUCGCCGACACUUGAAAAACGACAAUAGUGCAGAAGGAACGCCGAUAAGUUUCUAACUCACUAACCGUCGCCAGCCAGCCAUACUCCAGGUCUAGGUAACUGCUGUGCAAACAUAUGCUCUUGCUACUAAGCCACGCAUUCAUUGUCCUAUCCAAUACGGCCGUCUAAUAAACCAGAAAUGAGCAUUCCAGUCUCCUUUGCCAUCCACGUUUUCACUUGUUGCACGACUGCUUGGAAGGGCACAACGGGGCGAACACUUCCUGUACCUAACCACAUCAUCGGACACCCCUUCUGCGUUACUUGAUACUACUGAGCGGCAGGACAGUAAACUCGCGGCUGCCAACUAAGGAUGUAGCUGAGGCUUCGCAGUCGACCCUAUACGUGUUUGUGCGGAGUGACCGACCGCAAAUCGGGCUCAAUGGCACCUUAAUGUGACCUCAAUGACACUAUCACGCAUGUGAGAUCGAAACAGACCACCUCCUUUGUGUGAAGACCUGGUAUGUUGUGCGGUGGGCUAGGUCGUGUGCGGUACGCGCACACGACUAUCUAACUCUGUCACAUCUAUCCACUCCUCGCUUCAGAUGGCUGACCGGCUCAGACAGUAGACUGGCGCCUGGGUGAGGGAAUUGAAAGUCGACUCUAUGGACUCCGUCCCCAUGGCACUGAGAGCAUAUUCCCCAGUCAGUGCGCCUGGUCCCACCUCCAGUCUUCUUGACCGGGCUCAGGUGGAUGAGGGUGAAUGCAGCAAAGGUCUCCUACUAAUAUAAACUAAUUUUCGCGCGAGUCACUGUCCCUGCACCCACGUUGCUGUGGGAAAUACGAUUGACAGUCGGUCUUGGAAAAAGAAAUAACAGUUCUUCUCCCGCCUUGUCGCUCACAUCCACGCCAGACUAUAAGCAGCACAAGGUCCUUUUCCUGGUGGUCCCUUUUUGUUGAUAAACUUCUUUUUUUCUCUGUGAUCAGCGAAGAAACGCGCCGUGGUACUCGAAUUCACCCUUCCAAAGGCUGCUUACGCGACAAUGGCUAUACGAGAACUCAUGAAGGAUGUCACAGUGAAACAAUAG